This is a messenger RNA of Capsicum annuum, 1205 nucleotides long. RefSeq lists its product as uncharacterized. The record is from RefSeq and is a predicted model, not a curated record. Bases 332 to 847 code for a protein of 171 amino acids. The transcript is spliced from 3 exons. Lineage: Eukaryota; Viridiplantae; Streptophyta; Magnoliopsida; Solanales; Solanaceae.
CAGUGUGAAAGUCAAAUUUAGUAGGAUUUCAUGUAGGUAUUUUAAAUAUCGAGAGUUAAAUUACACCAAUUUUGAUUAAUAUUUUAAAAUAUUUAUCCUUUUUAUCAAACAAAGAAAUAAGGGUGUAACUGUCAUUUUCAAAUAACUUUAGGGUAAAUCUAUAUAUUUUUCCAGCCCAAAAAGAAAGUAACAAAUUACUGAUUCUAUAUUUGAAAACAAAUUGAAAAAAAAAAAACAUGCAAAAGGGUACCUCUAUGUAGAGUUUAGUGAAAAGGAUUGUGCAUGUGAUGCUGUCGGUCAACUUCAAAUUAGCUAUCCGUGGACAUGAUAUAUGUCCAGCGAUGAAGAGCAUUUGGCGUUCCAGAAAAUGCAUGGUUUUUCCACAGUUGACGGCUAUGUAGAGAUAACCAAGUCCUUGGCAGACAUGAUAAAGUUCAUUGCAAACGAGCCCUCAGCCGGACUUUACUACGUUCAACAGCAUACCCAGAGUGCAGUACCCAACCUUAUCAGUCUCACUAGCAAUAUCGAGGGAAAAUCUCGUCAAGUGACUUUGCACGCAGCAGAUUCAGAGGAUUCUAUCAUCACGAUCAGGUCAAUGAAGGAGUGCGGCCUCCCUAUUGCUAGCGAAAUGCUGAAAGGUCUCGGACAUUCUCUAGAUGUUGUGUCUGAGUAUCAGCCAAGAAGUAGAUUUAUAAGUCGACCAAGUUCAAGUUUCCGGAUAGGGAAAACUAUCUCGUGGAAUCCUGCUACUUGGGGUGGUCGAAACACAAGUCCAGAGCAAGACGGUGAGAAGAAUGCUGAUAGUAUUUCAAAUGUUUUCAGGUCAGCGAACGCGAGGAGUCCAUAGAUUCUAAACCAGCCAAGAAUGAGCCAUUCUGUGACCUGUUCUAAAGAAGCGACGUUAGCACCAGAUGUAGGGCCCAUUUUGUGGGUGGCGCUCCCAACAGGAUUUUCUCCAUAAGCAGGCUCAAACCCGAGAGCGCUGGUCAAGGGUGGAAACGUUGUUAUUCUUGAGCCAAACUGCUAAUGUGCUACAAGAUUGUGUACAUUUAAAUAAGAGCAUUUUCUAUGAUGAAUUUUGUUGUGAUACAAAAACAAUAACAACAACAUAUCCAGGCAUAUUCACAUAAAGUGUAAUUAGUUCUACCACUACCUCAGAAGUUCUGAGGUAGAGAGGUUGUUUUUGAUAGACCUCGUUUCACAAA